This is a messenger RNA of Medioppia subpectinata, 3504 nucleotides long. NCBI's taxonomy places the organism in Eukaryota, Metazoa, Arthropoda, Arachnida, Sarcoptiformes, Oppiidae. The record is from the annotation of a GenBank genome assembly.
GGAGGCCUUAUUGAGUCCAUUUCUGCCGGGAGUCUACUCGACGACAAUCUAUGGCACGACGUGUUGAUCUCGCGAAGAGGUCGCGACGUACUGUUCAGCGUUGACCGCGUGUUAGUCCGACAUUUCCUCAAAAGUGAUUACAUGCGCCUUAAUCUCAAUCACGACCUCUUCAUCGGCGGUAUUCCCAUUAAAAUCGACGACCCGUUGAACACCAGACAGAACUUCAGCGGUUGUAUCGAGAAUUUGACCUUCAAUUCGACAAACAUCGCGUAUGAGAUCCAAAUGGACGACAGAAACUUCGUGUACGGAAAACUCGGGCAAAUCCAGUACUCGUGUCUCUUCCCACAAGUGGUUCCCAUAACGUUCAAUACGGGCGAGUCUUACAUCAAAGUGGAGGGAUUUAUGGUUCCCUUUAUGAACACCAGUUUCGACUUCAGGACAUUCAAUGAAGACGGACUUCUUCUGUACCACAAGUUCUCCAGCGCUGGCUUUGUUAUGCUAUUCCUAGAGAAGGGCAAAAUCAUAAUCAAGUUUCAGGGCUCGAACACACCUGUUGUCCAAUUAGAACCGUUUGACCCGAAACUGAACGAUGGUUUAUGGCAUUCAGUGGUAUUGGUUCUACAAAAAGACAAAAUCAUUUUGUCCAUCGAUCACAUCCCGAGCAUUACUACCCGUUCUUUCGAGAUGUUUACGGGACAGAUGUAUCUAAUCGGCGGCGGUUAUCACGGAAUGACCGGUUUUAUCGGUUGCAUGCGUUGGAUAUACAUCGAGGGCCGGUAUGUGAAUGUGGAGACACUGCCCGCCGACCGAGUGGUCAAACUACAAGACAGUGACAUAACCAUCAAAGCGUGUCAACUGAUAGACCGCUGCCAUCCGAACCCCUGCGAACACGGAGGCGUCUGCCGACAGGACAACAUCGACUUCUACUGUGACUGCGCUCUAACCGGCUAUUUGGGUGCCGUGUGUCACGUGGCCAGACAUCCGCUGUCCUGUUCUGCCUAUAAGAUAGACAAUCCUAAGUCCAGGAAAGCCGACGUUAUGCUAGAUGUGGACGGAAGCGGUCCGUUGGAGCCAUUCUGGGCCACGUGUCUGUUCCCCACCGAAGACCAGUCGCAGAUCAUUAUACAUCACCGCAACGAAGAGGCCACUGAAGUACGCGGCUAUCAUUUGCCCGAGUGGACGGAAGCGUCGCAGAUCAUUAUACAUCACCGCAACGAAGAGGCCACUGAAGUACGCGGCUAUCAUUUGCCCGGUUCUUACAUACAGGACAUCAAAUACGACGCGCCCUUCGAGCAGAUCGUCGAAGUCGUCAACCGAUCCAAUAGUUGUCAGCAGAAGUUGAAGUACGAGUGCCUUAACGCCAGACUACUCAAUACACCCGCUCCGUUGGGUAAGGAAUUGCAACCGUUCUCGUGGUGGGUGUCGAGGAAUAACCAGAAAAUGGAUUACUGGGGCGGAGGACUGCCCGGCUCUCGCAAAUGCCAGUGCGGUCUAUACGGCACGUGUAAAGACCCGCGAAAGUGGUGCAACUGUGACGCCGCUAAUGAACUGCUCACUCAGAACGAGUAUUACGUCGAUGAGGGAGACCUAACGCAACGCGAAUACCUACCGGUGCGGCAGUUGAGGUUCGGCGACACCGGCGGUACCGCCCAAUCGAGACGCGCCGGUCGUUACACAUUGGGUCCGUUGAUAUGCGAAGGCGACACACUUUUCGACGAUAUCAUUACAUUCCGAUACGAAGACGCGACCAUCGAGUUGUCCCCCUUUGACUUCGGCUCAGCCGUCGACAUAUACCUGCAGUUCAAGACCACCGCUGAAUACGGCGUUCUGUUCCACAAUAGAGGGCCCGAAGACUUCGUGAAGUUGUCGAUUGUUAACGGAAAGACCAUUCAGUUCUCGUAUUCUGCGGGCAAUGGCUUACAACAGGUCUCCGUUGAGGCCUCGUAUCGUCUGAACGAUAAUAACUGGCACUCAGUGUUAGUCGAGAAGAACAAGAAAGAGGCCCGACUUGUGAUCGACGGCCAACUGACUAACGAACAAAGGAUCACUGGAGGACUGGUCCGUCCAUUACACUUGACCUCUCAUUUCGUGAUCGGCGCCACCGCUGAGUACAGGGAAGGCUAUGUCGGGUGCCUUCGAUCGCUGCUCAUCAACGGCGAGGCCAUCAAUUUGGGCCGAUAUGCGAUGGAAGGCAUGUACGGCAUCACUAAGGGAUGUGUCGGCAAAUGCGAGUCCAAUCCCUGUCUAAACAACGGCACUUGUAUUGACCACUACAACGGCUAUACCUGCGACUGUCAGUGGACGGCAUUCAAGGGACCCAUUUGUGCGGAUGAGAUCGGUGUGAAUUUGCGGUCAGAUCUGUUUAUACGUUACGACUUCGAGACAUCCAUUUCGACGCUCGAAGAGUACAUUAGAGUUGGUUUCACGACUACAGAGCACAGGGGACUCAUUCUCGGCAUUUCCUCUUUUACAGACGAAUAUCUCAAUCUUCUCAUGUCUAACAGCGGUCACUUAAGACUUGUGUUUGAUUUUGGUUUCGAGAGACACGAGAUUAUCAUAAAAGAGGAGAACUUUGCUUUAGGACAACACCACGACAUCACUAUUCGCCGGUCCAAUAGAGGCGCGAAGAUUACCAUUUGGGUGGACAAUUAUGAGCCGAAGAUCUAUACGUUUGGAGUUCGGGGCAAAGCGGACGCUCAGUUCAAUCGACUGAAGAGUAUAUACAUCGGACGCAAUGAGACAAUGGAUACGGGAGACGGCUUUAUAGGGUGUAUAUCUCGAGUCACUUUCGACGAUCACUUCCCGCUCCGACGGCUAUAUCAGGAGAACAGACGCACAAACGUUCGCUCGUAUCCGGACGGCGCAGAGCUCUACGAAGACACCUGUGGUAUCGAACCCGCAACACAUCCGCCCGAACCAGCGGUAACCCGUCCACCGCCGACAUUAGCACCGGGAGAGCAAAUGCCAACCAUUCCGCAGACGGCGUCCACCGGCGCUAUCAUCGGUGGCGUUAUCGCAGCCAUUAUUGUGAUAAUCAUUUUGGGUCUGUUCGCGAGCGGACGGUUCGUCGCCCGACAGAAAGGCGAUUACGUGACCCACGAAGACAAGGGGGCGCAACACGCCUUAGACCCCGACACCGCUGUCGUCAAAGGCAAGACCGGACCCGAUGUCACCAAAAAGAAAGAGUACUUCAUCUGAGAAACGCGACGCAUCUCUACGUCUUUCUGUCUGUUUUUUAAAGAUUGCAUUUUAAACACGUUUACAAGACUUGUAUAUUUAACGGCUAUAUAUUGUUAGAUCUGUUUUUAAAAUCUCUGUUUUAAUCUGUUUUUAUGUUUUUAACUCUUUUUGUAUCUCAACGACAAAAUCACAUGACAUUAACUUUUGAUAAGAUUUAUGCACUAUUUUUAUGCGACAAAUAUAUGUAUACAUUAUUAUAUAGAUUGAAGAAUAAGAUCAUUGAGUUUUGUAAUAAAAAUAUAAUUAUUAAAACAAAAGAAAAUA